UGUUGUUGAAGGUCCCAGUGUUUAAAUUACUCAGCAAGUCAUCACUGGGCACAAGCUGUCUGUGCAAAGCCCAGGAGCUAUGGACAUCCUCAUUAUUUUUCUUCACUAGUCCCUCCUUACUCCUGUUUCAGCAAGUUGAACACCAGCAUCAAGUGCUUUCCUGGGACGAAAAACCGGGAGUUCGUCAACCAACAUGGAGUUUCGCUUUUGGUCCAUUUCCCAGUUGGAAAAGCUGAACGUUUCAAUGCUCUUGGCGGUUCUUGUCAUGUUUCUUCUGAUUGCUGACUUUGUGAGAAAGAGGCGUCCCAGGAAUUUCCCUCCAGGGCCACAGCUAUUUCCACUUGUGGGAACCAUUGUGGAUUUAAGGCAACCUCUCCAUCUUGAGAUGCAGAAGCUUACUGCAAGGUAUGGGAACAUCUUCAGCGUGCAGUUCGGAGGUCUGACUUUUGUGGUAGUCAGUGGGUACCAGAUGGUGAGAGAAGCUCUUGUCCACCAGGCUGAAAUAUUUGCAGAUCGGCCACAUAUUCCACUUCUCCAAGAAAUUUUUAGAGGCUUUGGUCUUAUAUCCUCAAAUGGGCACAUAUGGAGGCAACAGAGAAAGUUUGUUUUAGCAACGCUGAAAAACACUGUGGUCAGUUUUGAGUCAAAAGUGCAAGAAGAGAGCCGGUACCUCGUGGAGGCGAUGGAGGAAGAGAAGGGGCAACCGUUUGACCCUCAUUACAAAAUUAAUAGCGCUGUUUCAAACAUUAUCUGUUCCAUAACUUUUGGGAACCGCUUCGACUACCAUGACAGCAACUUCCAGGAAUUACUGCACUUGCUCGCAGAAACACUGCUGCUGAUAGGAAGCUUCUGGGGCCAGCUGUAUAAUGCUUUCCCUUUGAUAAUGAGAUGGCUACCAGGGCCCUUCAGGAAAAUCUUCAGGCACUGGGAGAAACUUCAGCAUUUUGUGAGGGGAGUGAUUGCAAAACACAAGGAGAACUUGGACCAGUCUGACGUGGGAGAUUACAUUGACUGUUACUUAAAGGAAAUAGAAAAGUUUAAGGGUGACACCAACUCCUAUUUUCAUGAGGAAAAUCUGCUCUGCUCCACACUGGACCUCUUCUUGACUGGGACAGAGACAACAGCAACCGCCAUCCGUUGGGCUCUGCUCUACAUGGCCGUGUACCCCCACAUUCAGGGUAGGGCCACUGAUGGGUCUUUCAUCACAUAGCCCAAAACCAGAUAAGUGAAACAAAAAACUGAGUUGUUUCUAGGCUCACCACACAGGACACGUGCAGUGGAAAUGCUAAGUCACUGCUUGAACCACUGAUUGAACACCUGAUGGAAAGGCAGGGCAAACACAGGAGAGCUCAGGUGCAUGGAGUGUGCCUGAAUGACUUGAAAGGGUGGAGCCAGGAUCCACUCUUUCCCAGACUUCAUUUAAGGGUUGGCAGUGGAGGUAAGAGUAUCUUGUUUGAGAUCUCUGUUUAUCCGAGGACUGUGUGGGCCUUUCUGAGGUAAGUGAAUUCUUUUUGCUUUUUCUACACCUACUGCUAUUACAUCUGAGCAGCCCAUCCCUCACCUUAGUACAAGACCUUGCUCCCUUCCUUCUUGUAACAGACAUGCUUGUGGCCCAGUUUUCUCAUUCAGAGCUUUUUGAG
This is a messenger RNA of Meleagris gallopavo (turkey), 1640 nucleotides long. Its product is annotated as cytochrome P450 2J2-like. Gene Ontology annotation, biological process: xenobiotic metabolic process. Gene Ontology annotation, molecular function: heme binding; iron ion binding; oxidoreductase activity, acting on paired donors, with incorporation or reduction of molecular oxygen, reduced flavin or flavoprotein as one donor, and incorporation of one atom of oxygen. Gene Ontology annotation, cellular component: cytoplasm; intracellular membrane-bounded organelle. The record is from RefSeq and is a predicted model, not a curated record. NCBI's taxonomy places the organism in Eukaryota, Metazoa, Chordata, Aves, Galliformes, Phasianidae.